This is a messenger RNA of Salvia miltiorrhiza (redroot sage), 3152 nucleotides long. Its product is annotated as putative late blight resistance protein homolog R1B-17. The coding region runs from base 216 to 2822 and encodes 868 amino acids. The transcript is spliced from 3 exons. Lineage: Eukaryota; Viridiplantae; Streptophyta; Magnoliopsida; Lamiales; Lamiaceae. Gene Ontology annotation, molecular function: ADP binding. Gene Ontology annotation, biological process: defense response to other organism. The record is from RefSeq and is a predicted model, not a curated record.
AAAUAAAUUAAAGCAAAGUUGAUUCGAACCAGCUGUGAUCAUUUCCAACGCGCUUGAAUGUUAUAUUGAAUGUUUCUGAAAUUGUAUCAAAACCACUCCUCCGAGAGGCGAUUUCUACCACCGGUUUUUAUUCCGGGUUAAUUGCAGUUGACUUUAAGCUUCAUUUUGGAGUAAAAUUGGAUAGCUAACUCGUAUUCUGAGCUGAUAAUUUGGGUAUGGCGGCUUAUGGUGCGGCGGCUUCUCUCAAGAAUACGAUUCAGCGUAUUCUACAAUCGUCUCGCAUUUCUCUCGUUUCCCACUCUCCACAAAUCUUACAGCCUGUCUACGACGAGAUGAAUCGCUUGCAGAAAGUUCUACUCAAAUUGGAUGACACCAGCUGCAGCAACAUCAGGACGGAGGUGAAUGCUUUGGAUGAACGAAUCAAAGAGGCAGUUUGGGAAUUCGAAGAUUUACUUGAAUCCCAUAUCUUGCCUCAGAUUCUUCCUCAACUCGAAAGCGAGAGAGACAACUUGUCAUUCUCUGUAGAUCUGCAGGGUCUGCAACACCAUGUUGAUUGUUUGGUCGAGAUGGUGAAGAUGAUGGAGGAAGAGUACAUCAUUGAAAUGGAGAAUAUGGCUGAAGAAGAAGGCGAGCCUAUUUCCUCAAGAAUUGAUUUUGGUGGAAUCAACUCAAAGAUGGUUGGAUUAUCUGAAGAAUUUCAAAAAGCCAGAGAUAAUCUUCUUGAAGAUAAAGACUAUUCGAUUAUUGGGAUGGCAGGCGUUGGAAAGUCAACUCUUGCUAAACAUAUUUUUGAAGAUCCAUCAAUUCGGAGCCAUUUCGACUUUCGAGCAUGGGUCAAAGUGGGCAGGAAAUGCGAGCCCAAUGAACUAUUACGCUGCAUUCUAGCUCAAGUGGAUCCCAACGCUUACCGAAGAAUGCUUGCCCAAGGAGAUGACCAUGAUGUGGAAUUAGUUGGACUAUUGAAAGAAAAAUUGCAUGAUAAGAAAUGUCUCAUCGUGUUGGAUGAUGUUUGGGAGGUACAAGCAAUAAAUCGCAUGACAAAUUGCUUGGAAGAAGAGAAUACUCUUGGAGGGAUUCAGUUCUUACUUACAAGUAGACAAAAUAUGACGUUUCAGCAUAGGGGCAUAAGAAUGAGCUUGUUGAAUGAAGAAGAAAGUAAGAAAUUACUUGGUGAGAAGGUGUUUGGUGAGAAGGUGUUUAGUGAAGACGGUUUCCCUCUCCAACUUGAGGAACUGGGAGAGAAGAUUGCCAAGAAAUGUGAAGGUCUUCCUCUUAUGAUAGUCACAGUAGCAGAGCUCCUAUCAAAAGCCGACAAGACCCCAGAAUACUGGACUGAGGUAGCCUACAAACAACACAACUCACUUUUCGAGGACGCAUAUAAUCAAGUUUCAGAGGUAUUUUUCCCAAGCUAUGACUAUUUAGCCCAACAUUUAAAAAUGCUUUUCCUCUAUAUGGGAUCUUUCCCUCCAUAUAUUGAUCAGAGUCCACUCGCGAUCAAUAAUCUGUCAAGAGUUGAGGGCUUUCUUGAACUGAAUUUUGAAAAUAGUUUUGAACAUUUCUUGGAAAGGCUUUCUAAGCGGUAUCAUCUUGUUCUCGACACAGAAAAUUUGUGGUAUUUGAAUAGACGGUGUUGCGUGCAUUCUUGUUGGCAGCACUUGUGUAAGGUAGAAGCUAGUAGGAUCAAGUUUCUACAUGUCUUACGGGGUUGUGAUGAUGUUAUAAAAGACAAGCGUCGAUUGUGUGCGCAUUACAACAAUUUAUUUUGCUUCAAACAAGUGUAUGAUUCGAUAAAAAGUGAUUGUGCAUCCACUGCCCAUUCUCUCCUUUGUCAUGAUCCUUAUUUGCCAUAUCCAAUCCCAAUACAAGCCAUGGGUUUCAAGUUGCUCAGGGUACUAUCUGCUCUUCCAGUUCGAUUUUACCAUAUCCCAAUCGAAAUUUUGAAACUUGUUUAUUUGCGAUACCUUGCCCUAUCUUGCAACGGGGAGCUCCCUCCUUCCAUAUCCAACCUUUUUCACCUUCAAUUCUUGAUUAUCAAUCCGCAUAUGAAGAUUAAAAAGCGUGGAGUUCAGUCUUAUAUGCCUGUGCAAAUUUGGGACAUGCAAGAACUAGAGCAUCUUGAGAUUUGGGGAAAGGAUCUACCAACCCCUAACAAUACUGAUGAUGCUACCUUGAACAAACUCAUCACACUUCAUGGUGUGAGCGCAAAUAGUUGUACAAGAGAAGUUCUCAAAAGAAUUCCUAAUUUAACGCAUUUAGGAAUUAAUGUGGAGUUGAAGCCUUAUGAUGAUGAAGAUGAAACCAACCCAUUGAGUUGCUUGGGUUAUAUCUCCCAACUCCAAAAUCUGGAGGAACUUGAAUAUUGGGUUAUUUAUACCGAGACAAAGUAUGAGUGUAAUACGAUUCCUCUUUCAAUGUUUCCAUCAAGUCUCAAGGUGUUAUGGUUGUCCGGGUUAGGGGGGUACCCUUGGAAUUACAUGAAUGACAUUGGUUCACUGCUGCCGAAUCUCGAGAUUCUCACAUUAACAGACUAUGCAUUUCGAGGCCCAGAGUGGGACAUAACACCAGGGAGUUUUUUGAAACUUAUUGAACUUCGAAUUGAAGACAUCGAUUUGGUGCGAUGGAGACCUCAACGUGGAAGCUUCCCGAUGCUUCGUAGACUAGGCAUGAGUCAUUGCUACAAAUUACAACAGCUCGAUUGGCCGUAUGACCACUCUUGGAUAGAAAUCAUUGAUUUACGCGAGUGCAAUCCUUUAGCUGUCGCUUGUGCCAAUGAAUUAAAAGACAAGUUUUCCAUUGUCCUUUUCGUCGAAUCUUCUUUUUGAGGUCAAGUGACUCUGCAACUUGCCUAACAGGCAAAUGAAAGAGCCGAUGGAAGGAUUUUGUUGAUGAUUAUGAAAACCUGAGUGAUGAAUUGUGUUUGUAACCAAAAUAGUAUGAAAGUUGGAUUAGUGUGAAAAUAUUAGUCACUUGUUGAAGGAUUAGUGUAAAAACAUGUUUUGCAACUAAGUGAAGGGUACGUCGUCGUUUUGCAGUUGAGGCUAGCUUAUGUUGCUUCUGAAUCGAGAGUUGCUUCACCUGCCGCAGGUGAGUCUCUAGCUGCUCUCUGCGUUGGAUUUUUUAAAUUUAAGAAUUACUGCUUCAUGGGCACCUCA